UGGUACACCCGCCGUAACAGCAAUAGCGCGUGAAAUGCAUGCUUAAAUAGGCUGAAUCUAACCUAUAAUCGCCUGCUAUUUGUUUUUGCUGUCCAGGAUAAAUGCUUUCCGUGAAACAUAAGACAGCUCCAUUGUUUAUUGUUUCUACAGUGCGGAUAUACAAACUUUGUUGAAUGUUGAGAUAUGGAAAAUCUCCGUUGUUUGAGCUGAAAAUGUAAUCAUGGAGCCAAAUGAACGGCUCAUUUCAUCAUUGCGAUUCCCAAAGAUCAUCAAGAGCCGUUCGUUUGCGUCCGCCCAAUCACUACUAGCCUUAAAAUGUGAACGCUGAGUCGGCGCUACGGUUUACAUUUGUAUCUACAAUACGGACGGUCGCAAAUCAAUGAUUGUUGAAUACAAUGAUCCAAAGUUCACUACCAAAACAAUGUAUGAGUGAACUGUUUUCAUGCGUGGUUUGAAACGACAAACAUGUUUUUUAAAACAUUCACGGAUUCAGCUCGUGGCUUGUUACAGCUGGUAAACCGGAGAGCCAUCAUACCACAACAUCCUCAUGUGUACUCCGUGGGGCUUGGACAGGAAGGACCCUCUCGACUGUACUACGAGACCGCUAAACCAGUGAACACUCCGGUCUCGGAUGCCUCUAUCCGGACAGUGGACCUCCGCAGCGAUACGGUAACCAAGCCCGGAGCGGCCAUGCGUCAAGCUAUGGCUGAGGCCGAAGUUGGGGACGAUGUGUUUGGUGAGGACCCCACGGUGAACGAGCUCCAGAAGAUGGCUGCAGAGUUGUUUGGGAUGGAGGCUGCUCUCUACGUCCCCUCAGGAACUAUGGCAAACCUCAUAGCAGUAAUGGUGCACUGCAGGGAGAGAGGAGAUGAGAUGAUCGUUGGGGAUCUGUCUCACCUCCAUAUCUAUGAGCAGGGAGGAACUGCCCAGCUGGCUGGUGUUCAUUCCACCACAGUGACCACCCUACCUGAUGGGACUUUUGACCUGGAUCAGCUGGAGUCCAAGAUUCGCCACGGUUAUCCUGACGCCCACUACCCACGCUCCCGCCUGGUGUGUGUGGAGAACACACACAACAUACAGGGAGGACGUGUGCUGCCCUUACCGUUCCUGAAGGAGGUUAAGGCAUUAGCGGAGAAGUACGGUCUGGCUGUACACAUGGACGGAGCCAGAAUGAUGAAUGCAGCCGUUGCCCAAAAUGUCACCCCAUCUACAAUCCUACAAAACACACACAGCGUUAGCGUCUGUCUUUCUAAGGGACUGGGUGCACCAGUGGGCACAAUGUUGGCUGGCCCUCAUGACUUCAUUUCCAGGGCAACACGCUGUCGUAAAGCCCUGGGCGGAGGCCUGCGCCAGGCAGGCAUACUGGCAGCAGCUGGCAAGCUGGCAUUGGGGGACAUGAUAACCAGGCUGGAGGAAGACCACCAUCAUGCCAGGAUCUUCGCACAGGCUCUGCUGGAGUGCGAUCCUCCUCUCUACGAGGUUGACAUGGCUGCUGUGCAAACCAACAUCGUGCGGUUCCGUCUUCGGGACCCCUCGUUGACCCCAACAGAGUUCUGUACCCUCAUGGCCGGGGUGGGGGAGUGUGAGCAGGCCUCUAUUGGACAGGGUGUACGGGUACUUAUGUUCCCUCACAUUGGUGGCUCCAUUAGGGCUGUGUGGCAUCUAGGCGUCACACUGGAGGACACCCAGCUGGCCACCCGAAAGGUGCAGUUUGUGGCCAGGCAGCACUCCCAGCAGACACUUGGGGCUCACUAAAAAUUCUGAGCUUAACGCCACCAUAGUGAGCUGUGUGCUGAACCCUUCUGAAAAUGUUUCUUGUUCAGAGGAAAAGCAGUGAAAGCACUAGGACUUACAUUUUUAUUAUUUAGUAGUUAAAUAAUGAUUUGAACAGUUAGUAAUUGAUUUAAAUAGUGUUUGUAUAAUUUGUUUUGGAAUAUGAUGAGUAUACAGAUGUGAUGAGUAAGCAUUUCUAUUAAACAAAUCAAUUAUGCCUUGUCAA
This is a messenger RNA of Esox lucius (northern pike), 1999 nucleotides long. RefSeq names its product threonine aldolase 1 (gene tha1). Gene Ontology annotation, molecular function: L-allo-threonine aldolase activity. The transcript is spliced from 7 exons. The record is from RefSeq and is a predicted model, not a curated record. The coding region runs from base 466 to 1755 and encodes 429 amino acids. Gene Ontology annotation, cellular component: cytosol. Gene Ontology annotation, biological process: L-threonine catabolic process; glycine biosynthetic process. Lineage: Eukaryota; Metazoa; Chordata; Actinopteri; Esociformes; Esocidae.